Molecule: messenger RNA, 939 nt
Organism: Carya illinoinensis
Lineage: Eukaryota; Viridiplantae; Streptophyta; Magnoliopsida; Fagales; Juglandaceae
Exons: 2
Coding region: 1-939 (312 amino acids)
Source: RefSeq, a predicted model, not a curated record
AUGGAUGACCCGAAUGAAGUGAUACGUGAUCAGCUAUUGUGGGAUGAUGGGAUGGAGGAUGUGCUCAUUAAUUUCUUGUACGAUGAUUCCAUUGCCGGAAGAAUUCGGGGUGGGAAGAUCACCCACAACGACCAUGUUCGGCUUGCUGAACGAUUGUCCGGUUAUGGGAUGAAGAAGUUUAACUCUGAGCAAGUCAAAGGAAAAAUUGCUCGCCUGAAAAGAAGGCAGAGAGAAUUCACAGAUCUGAUGAGGCAAACAGGGUUGGGUUGGGAUCCAGAUAGGAAGGGUCCAGUGGCUAGCGAGGAACACUGGGCAAACGCAAUCAGGGUGAGAAACUCAUUCAAGAAUUUUAAGAGUAAUGGAUGCCCUCGGUAUGAAGAGCUAUGUGCUAUCUUUGGGUGUUCUGUUGCUAUGGGAACCCUCCAUCGAGCAUCGACUGAGCCCGCCCCAACUAGUGAGGAGGAGGACCUACUUGACGAGGAGCUACGAAACCGAGGAAGGCCAUGCCAAGAUGAUGAAGGGGGCCCAUCACCACCUUCUCCCAUGUAUGGUUCCACGCAAUCAAGACGACCAUUAUCUGCCGCAUACAGUAGUGGAUCUCGUCGAUGCCAGAGGGCCGGGCCUUCCCACUCAGCUGUCAUGAAUGAACAAAUGAGCAAGACCUUGGAGGCAAUUGAGAAAAGUUUUGAGGUGAGGAGAAUGGCUGCAGAGGAGUGGAGGGCCUCGAAGCGCAGUAGAGACAACAGCAUGGAGACUGAAGGUGUUGUGUCUACCAAUACUCGUACGCGCUGCUUUCAGUUUCUUGACGAAGUUGAGCCUCACCUGCCUUUUGAUCAAUGGCACAAGGCCUUUAAUAAAUUAACCGUUGAUGACGACUUGCAGAGGUCGUUCGUUGCGAUCUCUGCGGAGUGCAGAGCAGAGUGGGCCUGGAAUUUAUAG